Messenger RNA from Gymnogyps californianus (California condor), 964 nucleotides. It is a transcript of the gene NRG4, whose product is annotated as neuregulin 4. Gene Ontology annotation, molecular function: chemorepellent activity. Bases 46 to 396 code for a protein of 116 amino acids. Lineage: Eukaryota; Metazoa; Chordata; Aves; Accipitriformes; Cathartidae. The transcript is spliced from 5 exons. The record is from RefSeq and is a predicted model, not a curated record. Gene Ontology annotation, biological process: animal organ development; intracellular signal transduction; nervous system development.
GAAGAAUAGCCUCUGACCAAGAAUAAAAAUUGUUGUCGGAAUAAUAUGCGAACAGAUCAUGAAGAACUCUGUGGCACCAGUUAUGGAUCUUUUUGUCUAAAUGGAGGGAUUUGUUAUAUGAUUCCUACUGUAUCCAGUCCAUUCUGCAGGUGUAUUGAGAAUUACACAGGAGCCCGUUGUGAGGAAGUCUUGCUGCCCAGCAUCAAGUCCCAAACAAAAGGUGACCUGUUUGCAGCUUUCUUGGCUUCACUUCUUCUUCUAGGAGUUCUUGUAAUUGGAGCAUUCUACUUCCUUUGCAGGAAAGCUUCCAUUCCAAGGACGAGUUCUUCAGAGUGUGGUGCCAACCUGGUUGAAACUACAAGCAGCAAUGGCUGCAACAAAAUAAUAACAGAGUAAAGCAUUAGAGUGGAAGAAUGGUGGAAAAACAACAUGCAGAGCAACCCUAAGAAUACAAUAGUUGUAGAGGAUGAUGUGGUAAGCAAGAUGAGAGAAGAAAGUAGACUGAAAUAGGAGGCUUACUUAUGUGUUGGAGAAGACUGCAACUAAGACAUAAAGAGAAACAGUUGCACUUAUUAGAGUUUCUAUGUAUUUUUAAAGGUGUAUCAAAUUAUACAGAAAUCACUAUAAUCACUAUAAUUUAUGUUUGAAUUUUGUGAGAUUUUUCAAGACAAGCUACUGUUUUCAAUAAUGCACAGGUAGAAGCAUGAGAUAAUUUUGGGUUUUACUGCAUGGGAAAUAUGGAAUAAUCUUUUCACUGCACAGAGAAUAUGAGAUAAUCAUAGGGUUUUUAACAUCAGGUAAUACUACGCAUUUUUGAUAGGAUUGUCCUUUUUCACAGGAUUGCCCCAGAGGAGUUGAGGACUGUCUUGAUUCAAUAGUUUCAAAAUUUGUAUCUGUGAUACGUGCCCAGAAUUUGGCUUGUUUCAGAUACACUUACCAGAUGUAGGGGAAAAAAGUACCUUUC